CUGAACCACUGGAAAGGAGACGCGAGAGGUUUUUAAGGACUUAAGGAUCCUGGUGGACGAGUCAUGCGCACGCAAGCCUUUCUGCUCCAGAUGUGAAGUUGAAGCGUAUACCUCAAUUCGUGUGAGAGAUGGAAAUCGCAAUGGCAGCUUGUUUUUAACCUUGCCUUUGUUACCCAGGCUGUGAUGAACGAGUGAAUGGUCUCUCGAGCUUGUGCACUUCGAGGCUGACAGCGCGCACUGCAGAGGUGCCAUGGCGGGGGCGGCCCUGGCGGGGCUCUCCAUGAUGCUCGGUGCUGGUUUCCUCGCUUGGGACUGGUCGAACCAGAACCAGGUGGAAAAUGAUCCCGGGGCACCGAACCCCCGCAGACCACCGCACAUCAUUUUCAUCAUGACAGACGACCUGGGUUUCAACGAUAUCGGCUACCACAACCCUGACAUGCGCACACCCACGCUGGAUAAACUGGCGGCGGAUGGAGUGAAACUGGAGAAUUACUACGUGCAGCCGAUCUGCACACCGUCUCGUAGCCAGUUCCUCACCGGCAGGUAUCAGAUCCACACAGGUCUUCAGCAUUCAAUCAUCAGGUCACGACAACCCAACUGUCUGCCUUUUGACAUGGUCACCCUGCCACAACGUCUUCAGGAAGCUGGCUACUCCACACACAUGGUGGGAAAAUGGCAUCUGGGCUUCUACAAGCGUGACUGUCUUCCCACUCGUCGGGGCUUUCACACCUACUUUGGCUCACUGACAGGCAGUGUGGACUACUACACGUACGACUCCUGUGAUGGUCCAGGGAGGUGUGGCUUUGAUCUCCAUGAAGGCGAAACUGUGGCAUGGGGAUAUCGGGGAAAAUACUCAACACAUCUAUACACACGCAGAGUGCGUAAGAUUUUGGCAUCGCACGAUCCAUUAGGAAAGCCUCUGUUUAUUUUCUUGUCCUUCCAAGCUGUUCAUACUCCCUUACAGUGUCCUAAGGAGUAUAUCUAUCCCUAUCGUGGAAUGGGAAAUGUUCAUCGGCGCAAAUAUGCAGCCAUGGUUUCUUCCGUGGACGAGGCAGUACACAAUGUGACAUAUGCGCUCCGGAAAUAUGGGUAUUACCGCAACAGUGUGAUUAUUUUUUCUACAGAUAAUGGGGGCCAGCCUUUAUUUGGAGGAAGUAACUGGCCACUUAGGGGCCGGAAAGGGACAUAUUGGGAAGGUGGCUUACGUGCUGUGGGAUUUGUCCACAGCCCACUUCUCCGGCGGCGGAGGAAAGUCAGUAAGGCACUGGUUCACAUCACUGAUUGGUACCCAACACUUAUGCACCUGGCAGGGGGGAAUGUAUCCCAGAUGCAUGGGCUAGAUGGGUAUGACAUGUGGGAAACAAUCAGCGAGGGAAAGGAAUCCCCACGCUUUGAAAUCCUCCACAACAUUGACCCACUGUAUGUGACUUCACGCCAUGGCUCACUCCGGGCCGGGUACGGAAUCUGGAAUACUGCUGUACAGGCAGCAGUACGAAUGGGAGACUGGAAGCUGCUGACAGGAGAGCCGGGUUAUGGAGACUGGACACCACCACAGGUGCUAGGAAACUUCCCGGGAGGGUGGUGGGAUCUUGAGCGUCAUGCCGAAGCCCGCAAAUCACUAUGGCUGUUCAACAUCACAGCAGAUCCAUACGAGCGCUACGACAUGACUGAACAGAGGCCUGAUGUGGUAAAGCAGCUGCUGGCCAGGAUAGCGUUUUAUAAUCGCACAGCUGUGCCAGUGCGCUACCCUGCUGAGGAUCCAAGGGCAGAUCCGAGUCUGAAUGGAGGGGCGUGGAGGCCUUGGGCUGGGGACAAGGAAGCUGACAGCUGGCACCAGGUUUAUCACAGAAGGAGGAAUGACAAGAAUAAGAAGUUGGACAAAAUGAGGUCAUUUUUCAAGAAACUGAACACAAAGAUUAUGUCCAAUCGGAUAUGAAAGUUAUACAUGUAAAGAAUGUGAUUUCCUUUAUAUCCUUCUGAAAAUUUUUUGGAAUCUUUGGUAUCAUUAUUACAUUCUCUACCUCUCAAUUUUAUUUUCUCUAGUAAGGUAUUUGUAAGGCCCUACACUCUUAGAAAACGUUUCUUCUGCUGUCCAUUUACAGAACCCUAAAUGUUCUGUGUGGAAACCUACAACAAUGCUUCCCUUUUAAAAAUGGUUUGAGGCAUGGCCUGUUUAGGAUAAGAAUUAUCCUUUAAACUCUUAAAAGACUCAGAGGAACCUUUUUUCUAAGCCUGUAAUGCAUUCCCAGUACAACUUAAAAAUGACUGAGGAAUUAUUAAUAUUAAUGUAAUGAAUGAAGUAAGGCAUUUGUUGUGGUUUACUCAAGACAAUCACUCAAUACUCCUGGAUGCCUUUUAAAACGUAGCACUGUGGAUAAAAAAAAAAACACUUUGCUUGGACCAGCUGCUUUUCAGUUGUUGAUUAAUUUCUUGAAAUGUUUACUCUUAUCAGAAUGAUCAAAUACGAUCAACCAUACAUCAUAGUAUUUGCCAUAGUAUGUGUUGUGAGUAUUCUGCAUGCAUUGUUGAGAGAUAUUUGUAAUAAUAAAAAAACGUCGCCUGUGCUUUCACAGACAAUUUAGUGUUAUGUGCAUGUGGACUGAAGUAAUUCAUCUCCACAGAGAGACUGCCUUCUAGUGGUCAUAUGGUGUUAUGAACAA
Silurus meridionalis is the source of this 2660-nucleotide messenger RNA. RefSeq names its product arylsulfatase family, member Ia (gene arsia). NCBI's taxonomy places the organism in Eukaryota, Metazoa, Chordata, Actinopteri, Siluriformes, Siluridae. The transcript is spliced from 2 exons. The coding region runs from base 251 to 1936 and encodes 561 amino acids. The record is from RefSeq and is a predicted model, not a curated record.